AAAGCGCGAAACAAACUCACACAAGAGUGCCACAGGCGUAAAGAAAACGGUGUGACCUGCUGCGACGUUCAGUUAUUUAAUUCAACAUUGGACGGUGAAUUAACGACAAUGAGGGUUUUAAUAGGAGGGGGGUCCGGCUUUGUGGGCCGUGAGCUGACUCGCCUGCUCAGAAACAAAGGUCAUGAGGUCACAGUGAUAUCUCGCCAACCUGGUCCAGGAAAGAUAACCUGGGGUGAGUUGGAGUCUGGUGGUCUCCCACCAUGUGAGGGUGCCGUCAACUUGGCUGGAGAGAAUAUAAUGAACCCACUACGAUGGUGGAAUGAAAGCUACAAAAAGGAUUUGUUCUCCAGUCGUAUCGACACCACAAAAACUCUGGCUCAAGCCAUCGCUGCUUCCGCCAGUCCUCCUCGCUCCUGGGUCCUGGUAUCAGGUGUAGCUUGUUACCAGCCCAGUCUGACAGCUCAGUAUACAGAAGACAGCGAGUGGACACCAUUUGACUUCCUCUCCAAACUUGUGAAAGAGUGGGAGGCUGCGGCAACUCUUCCAGAGAAUGUGGCAAAAACCACCAAACAAGUCGUUAUCAGGCCUGGGGCAGUAUUGGGCCGUGAUGGUGGCGCCAUGAAGCAGAUGCUGCUGCCCUUCUGGCUCGGUCUCGGCGGCACUCUGGGGUCAGGAAGACAGCCGUUCCCAUGGAUCCAUGUCUCGGACCUGGCAGGAAUCAUCGCCCACGCCCUGGAGCCCCCCGCUGACACUCCCUCGACUUCACCACAAGUCUUCAACGGGGUCGCACCUGCACUGAACACCAACUACGAGUUCACUAAAGAACUGGGCCGGGUCCUGAGGAGACCCACCGUUUUCCCUGUGCCCGCUUUCGUCAUGAACACCCUAAUGGGCUCUGAGAGGGCUGUGAUCCUGACGCAGGGCCAGAAAGUCAUACCAAAGAGGACUCAAGAGGCCGGGUUUCAGUACAAGUACCCAGACUUGACCUCAGCCCUGAAAGAGAUUGUUGGGAGUUAAUAGAUGUUAAAAUAAUGUGCGCUUGCUUAAGAGUUUCUGUAACUGUGUGUUCAUAUUUACUGUAUUACAAAAAUAUUCUCAUUCUUCAGAUCUAAGGACUGUUUAGGAAGUUUUUUAUAUCACAUCAGUUUAUGAAUCAGGUUGUAAAAGCUGCAGAUUUUUGGUUUCUGAGAGUUUGUUCAUACCUUUAAUCAAACACAUCUGAGCACCUGAGACAUAAAUACAGGUGUGAUUGAAUCCCUGCAGACAUUAAGGCCACACCAGGAUCUGAUUGUUUAAGUGUUGGUCAGGGAGACACUGAAGGACUACAUGCUCAGCAGCAUUUGCUCAUUUCUGUCACAUAAAGGACAGAUGUGAACUGCUGUCUGAAUAAUCUGGACAAAAGCGCUGCAGCUAACUGUUAUGUUCAUUAUCGAUUUAAUCCGAUGAUUACUCUGUGAUUAAUUGCUUUAGUCUUUAAAACACCAGAGAACAGUAAAAAAUUUGCAGCUCAAUUUCCUACAGCACAAGGUGACAUCAAAUGUGUCGUUUUGACCAUCAAAUAUUUGGUAUUUUUGCUUGAAAGGGAAAGAUCAGUGGUGCUUUUGGACUUUGGGAUUCUUUCUUGAAGUACUGAAACAAAUUGCAGCACAAUCUGUUGAAGGUGGUUCACAAUAAAGCUCGGUGAAGUAGA
Morone saxatilis (striped sea-bass) is the source of this 1690-nucleotide messenger RNA. RefSeq names its product short chain dehydrogenase/reductase family 39U, member 1 (gene sdr39u1). Lineage: Eukaryota; Metazoa; Chordata; Actinopteri; Moronidae. Bases 109 to 1017 code for a protein of 302 amino acids. The record is from RefSeq and is a predicted model, not a curated record. The transcript is spliced from 6 exons.